Molecule: messenger RNA, 1832 nt
Organism: Poecilia latipinna (sailfin molly)
Lineage: Eukaryota; Metazoa; Chordata; Actinopteri; Cyprinodontiformes; Poeciliidae
Product: neuronal membrane glycoprotein M6-a-like
Exons: 6
Biological process (GO): neuron projection development
Cellular component (GO): axonal growth cone; filopodium; neuronal cell body
Source: RefSeq, a predicted model, not a curated record
AUUGGAACAUUUACACAGUGGGCAACGGCCCAGGGUGGCAUCUUGUGUGGGGCAGCAACUCAGACUAAAGUAAAAAUUCUCCCUAGAAGAGUCUUAGUUCUCUGGACCCAGUCUCUGGUUCUGAUCAGGUUCUGGUCCAGUCUGGUAACUGAUAACAGUGAUGAUGAUGAUGAUGAUGAUGAAGCCGUUGUGUCUCCAGGCUGUAAGGAGUGCUGCGAGCGAUGCGUCGGCAGUCUGCCCUGGGCGUCGCUCAUCGCCACCAUCUUGCUCUACAUGGGCGUGGCCUUGUUUUGUGGGUGUGGCCACGAGGCUCUGAGCGGCACCGUCACCAUCCUGCAGAACUACUUCGAGGUGAUCCGAGCUCCCGGAGACGUGCUGGACGUCUUCACCAUCAUCGACAUCCUGAAGUACAUCAUCUACGGCCUCGCCGCCGGCUUCUUCGUGUUCGGAGUGCUGCUGCUGGUGGAGGGCUUCUUCACCACCGGCGCCAUCAGGGAUCUCUACGGAGAGUUCAAGAUCACCGCCUGCGGACGCUGCCUGACUGCUUUCCUCAUGGUUCUGGCCUACCUCUUCUUCCUGGUGUGGCUCGGCGUCACGGCGUUCACCAGCCUCCCGGUCUUCAUGUACUACAACGUCUGGUCCAUGUGUAAGAACGCCACCUCAGUGGAGGGAGCCAACCUCUGCUUGGACCUGCGCCAGUUCGGAGCGGUGACUAUCUCAGAGGAGAGGAAGGUGUGCAUGGGCUCUGAGAAGUUCCUCAACAUGUGCGAUUCCAACGAGCUGGACCUGACCUUCCAUCUGUUCGUGUGUGCGCUGGCGGGAGCCGGAGCCGCCGUCAUCGCCAUGGUCCACUUCCUGAUGGCGCUGGCCGCUAACUGGGGCUACCUGAAGGACGCCAGCCGGAUGCAGAAGUACGAAGACAUAAAGUCGAAGGAGGAGCAGGAGCUGCAUGACAUCCACUCCACACGCUCCAAAGAACGCCUCAAUGCCUACACAUAAACCCAGAGCCGCCAGAAACAACACACACUUACCUGUCAGACACACACAUACUCAUACACACACACACACACACAGCGGCUGAUACAAGCCUGAGGACAGCAUAAGAAAAACACAGAAAGAAAAGAUGAAAACUCCGACACCAUCAUCAUCCUCGUGUCUGCAGAUCAUUGGCUCUGGUGCUUGUUUGUCCUGAGCAACAACCUUUAACCUUUGACCUUGAACAAAUAAAAUCAGCUGGACCUUCUAAAGGUCCCAACGCUUAGCGGCCUGAACAGCAGAACAAAUUCUUACAGCACAAGAUUUACAGAAACCAGCGAAACAAACCAGAACCUGCGACCCAAAGAGCCGGAGCACAAAGUUUGUGCUGAAGCCGAGGAUCCUGGCAGACACGGGGACGAGUCUGGUGUCUACCAGCUCAUCAGUAAAUAAGAGCCCCUUCCUUUAACCUGCAGCACCCACACCCACACACACACACACACACACACAGACAUGUAGAUGUGACUGAAUGGUCGGUGUUGUGCAGGCAGUGUCGUUCGGUGGUGUCAUGCUGUGUCGUGUCCUCUCACCACACUAUGAUGGCGGUGUUGCAGAGAAAAAGGUCCCUGAGUAAAUUUGUGCCUCCUGGGUGCAGAUGGGUCGCUUUGCCAACUCCCCCUCCCCAACCUGUUGCCCCCACCGUCCGGUUCCCCUGAAGUCCAGUUUCACUGGUUGCUCCUUAAUUUCUUGAACUUUCUAAUCGAAAACCAGCAAAAUGACGACGAUAAAGUCCCAGAUCUAAAAUUGUUGCUUCAUUUAGUGAAACUAUUGAGCAAACGGCAAAAAAAAAAAAAAAA